AUGGACUCAGUAAAAGGAAAAGUUUACGCCGUAACGGGCCUCGCGGGGAUCGGCCUCGCCGUCGCAAAACAACUCUACCACUCCGGCGCGCGCCUCUCCCUCGCCGACAUCGACGAAACGGCCCUCGCCGCCGCGUUUGCGCAACUCGAUUCCGACGCUGAGAAUGUGCUCACGACCAAGGUAGACGUGGGCUCUUCGGUGUCCGUGGACGCGUGGAUUGAAGCUACGGUCCAGCGCUUCGGGCGGUUGGAUGGCGCGGCCAAUAUGGCGGGGAUGAUUGGGAAGAAGCAUGGCACGGGUCGACUGACGGAGCAGGACGAUGACGAGUGGGAUCGGCUGCUGAGGGUGAAUUUGACGGGGACGAUGUAUUGCGUGCGGGCGCAGGUGCGCAGUAUCUCGGCGACGUCGGGGAAGGGCAGUAUCGUCAAUGCGACGAGUAUUCAGGGUCUGAGAGGGUUUGGAUUGCAUGUGGCGUAUUCGGCGUCGAAGCAUGGGGUUAUUGGCUUGACGAAGAGUGUGGCGAAGGAGGUUGGGCCCGACAUUAGGGUUAAUGCGGUUGCACCAGGAUCGAUCCAGACUCCUUUGCUGGACAAGUCGAUUGUCAUUCAAGGCGGGUAUACACAGCCCUCAACUAUCAUUCCUCGCCCCGGGACGGCGGACGAAGUUGCUCAGUCGGUGUUGUUCCUGCUCAGUGACGCUGCCUCGUUUACAACUGGUACGGUCCUUCAGGUGGAUGGUGGUUGGGAUCCAUAA
Molecule: messenger RNA, 753 nt
Organism: Aspergillus bombycis
Lineage: Eukaryota; Fungi; Ascomycota; Eurotiomycetes; Eurotiales; Aspergillaceae
Product: SDR family NAD(P)-dependent oxidoreductase
Exons: 2
Coding region: 1-753 (250 amino acids)
Molecular function (GO): oxidoreductase activity
Source: RefSeq, a predicted model, not a curated record